UGGCUGGAAAUACUGAUUGAUUUGCCUUCUGUAGACCUACGUAUAUUAACUAAAAUAUUAAUUAUUAACCCGAAGCAUCAUGCAGAUCAUGGAGUGGUGCGCAGGUAUGAUGCUGCUAAUGCUGUCUGCAGUUAUAGUUUUUGGAGAAGAGAAUAGUCCAUCCCUUCAACCAUUACCUAAUGAAGGACUAUCAUUUUUGGGAAGCGUGCCCACGACAGCGAAGUCAGCUGAUUUACGAACUUUGAAUGCUAACUCAUUGAACCACAGUACAUUGGAAAAGAAAGGUUUGGCUGGUGAAAGAAAAUUGACUCCAAUGUGUGAUAAACAAAUCAUGAUUCAGGACACAUUCAAAUACAUUAACACAGUGGUGUCUUGCCUGAUUUUCAUAGUGGGCAUCAUUGGUAAUGCAACCCUUUUAAGGAUCAUCUUUAAGGAUAAAAACAUGAGAAAUGGUACCAAUUUAUUGAUUGCCAGUUUAGCUUUGGGAGAUCUCCUUCAAAUCAUAAUCGACGUGCCAAUCAAUACAUUUAAGCUUGUUACUCAGACUUGGCCAUUUGGUGCUGAAAUCUGCAAAUUAGUCCCAUUUCUACAGAAGUCUUCAGUGGGAAUCACAGUUCUGAGCUUGUGUGCACUCAGUAUUGAUAGAUAUAGAGCUGUGGCAUGUUCUAAUCGUUUUAGACAAAAUAGAACAUCCAAAUGGACUCUGCUGGAAAUUGCAUUUAUCUGGAUUGUGUCGGUUGUCCUGGCAGUGCCUGAGGCCAUAGGCUUUGAUAUUUUCAAAUUAAGCUACAAAGGACGUAGCAUAGAUAUCUGUAUGCUCCUUCCAGAACAAAAAUCAUCCUUCAUGGAGGUCUACAAGACCUACAAAGACCCAUGGCUUUUCAGCUUCUAUUAUUGCCUUCCUUUGCUUGUGACAGCAGUCUUUUAUAUUCUGAUGACUUGUCAGCUGUUGCGGAACAAAAGUGCCAUGGGGAUUUCAAUGAAUGAUCACUUAAAUCAGAGACGAGAUAUGGUUAAAACAGUAUUUUGCCUAGUUCUUGUAUUUGCCAUAUGCUGGCUACCUCUGCACCUCAGUCGUAUGAUCAAGUUUAUAUUUUAUGAUGCUGCAGAUGUCAAGAGAUGCGAUCUUCUAAGCUUUCUGCUCUUGCUGAACUAUGUUGGUAUAAACAUGGCCAACUUAAAUUCCUGCAUUAAUCCAAUUGCGCUUUACUUAGUAAGCACAAAGUAUAAAAAAUGUUUUAAGUCAUGCUUAUGCUGCUGGUGUCAACCCAAAGAAUUAACAAAUAUGGAAGAUAAGCAGUCCUGUAUAAAAUGUGAAGGUCAUAAUCAUGCAUAUGACACGUUUUCAGCAGCCAAGUCCAUCCUUGCUGAAACAGAAAACGUGUCCAUAUAAUUAUUUUUCAUAAUAUCAAAAAGAAAUUCAAGAAGGACUGAGGGAUCUGAAGAUUGGCGAUAUGAGAACUUGGAACCUCUUAGAAUAGGCAAGAAACACUCCUACAGUUCUACACUUAAACAGCACUUAAACAAUGGCUCCAGGUUGCAUCUAGGUUUUGUAAAUUCCAAAUAUAAUGCUGCCUUUUUAGUUAUAUUAAAACAGCAAAUGUUUAAGUAUGCAAUCAACUGCCAACAACUUGGCUUAUGCAAGCCCAACACGUGUUGUGGAAAUCACCAAAAAAGAACAUG
Nanorana parkeri is the source of this 1683-nucleotide messenger RNA. It is a transcript of the gene EDNRB, whose product is annotated as endothelin receptor type B. The transcript is spliced from 7 exons. Gene Ontology annotation, molecular function: endothelin receptor activity. Gene Ontology annotation, cellular component: membrane. Gene Ontology annotation, biological process: G protein-coupled receptor signaling pathway; enteric nervous system development; regulation of blood pressure. Lineage: Eukaryota; Metazoa; Chordata; Amphibia; Anura; Dicroglossidae. The coding region runs from base 80 to 1393 and encodes 437 amino acids. The record is from RefSeq and is a predicted model, not a curated record.